CCGCCCCGUCGCCGGGCUGACUGGCGGAAGGGGAAGUGGGGCGGGCGCAGGCGGCGGUGGGGAAGAUGGCGUACCAGAGCCUCCGGCUGGAGUACCUGCAGAUCCCACCGGUCAGCCGCGCCUACACCACCGCCUGCGUCCUCACCACCGCCGCCGUGCAGUUGGAAUUGAUCACACCUUUUCAGCUGUACUUCAAUCCUGAAUUAAUCUUUAAACACUUCCAAAUAUGGAGGCUAAUCACCAAUUUUUUAUUUUUUGGGCCUGUUGGAUUCAAUUUUUUAUUUAACAUGAUAUUUCUAUACCGUUACUGUCGAAUGCUAGAAGAAGGCUCUUUCCGAGGUCGGACAGCAGACUUUGUAUUUAUGUUCCUUUUUGGUGGAUUUUUAAUGACUAUAUUUGGUUUGUUUGUGAGUUUAGUUUUUUUGGGCCAGGCCUUUACGAUAAUGCUUGUCUACGUGUGGAGCCGAAGGAACCCUUAUGUCCGCAUGAACUUCUUCGGCCUUCUCAACUUCCAGGCCCCCUUUCUACCCUGGGUGCUCAUGGGCUUUUCCUUGUUGUUGGGGAACUCAAUCAUUGUGGACCUCUUGGGUAUUGCAGUCGGACACAUAUAUUUUUUCUUGGAAGAUGUAUUUCCCAAUCAGCCUGGUGGAAUAAGAAUUCUGAAAACGCCAUCUAUUUUAAAUCCAGGGAAAGACUCAUUGCCACCUUUGUAAAGCCUCAGAAGGAUCUUGAGACCCGGACAGAAAGUUAUUAUACAAUGUUAACUUCAGAGCCAGAUGAACAAGGUACCAGCUAGAAAGGGAUGUAUUUCUCCUGGGCCUUUGGCUAGUUAACAUUUGCUAUUUGCUUCAUGAAAAGCUAAGAAGCUUUUCAGAGCCAAGUACCUGGUCUGUCUUCCAAACCAAGUAGAAAUGAAGUUCCACAGAAAUAGGAACUUCAUGCCUAGGGUUCAGUAAAUAUCCAAAAUGCUCACUUCCCUGGGUCUCAGCAGGUUUGUAUCACAUGCCCAAAUAAUUCAGGGAACCCUGAGGACUAAAAGAGCAUCCCAAGAAAUGAGAUUAUUUCAUAAUAGUUUUAAUAAACACCACGUAGACACAGGACCUUUUCCAAGUAGUUGCAGACUGGUUCAGUGGUAGCUUUCUAGAGUGAGAUUUUCCUCAAAGAUGACGUUUCAGAUUAAAUGUAAACAUUAUAAAUGGGAAUUUUCAGAUUUUGAAGUGAAUAGUAUUUUAAUGUCUAAAUGGAAUGUGCAUAAGGAAUGGAAUUUAAAUAUUUAAAUGCUGCUAGUCGGUAACUGAAUAUGAUUGUUGCAAUUUUAUAGAAUGUAGGUUAUGGGACUGCUUUUUUUCCUGCAUGGUUUAAAAAAAAUAUUUAAAUGCCAAUCUUGCAAUGCAGAAUCAUUAUGGGACUUUUAAGUUAUGUCUUUAUUCAAGAAAGCUUGAAUUGGAUUAGAAGGGGUUUUUUUAUUGUUUAUUUUUUUUAAUGAGUUUCUCUAGUUUUAUUUGUUCUCCCUUAGUUAACUUUCAGUUAUCCAAUCUAUGGGAUUCUUGUGGUAAAUUUUUAAUCCUGAAAUCUAUUCCCUGAGAUUAUUUAAGUAGAGAAUGUCUGUACAUAUUAAUGACUGGGUAAAACUGGAAAACAAUUUUGAAUUGAUGACCUACACGCAGUCAGUUAUGGGAUUUUUAUUUCUCUGUAGUAUGAGAAUUCCCAGUGGCAGAAUUCCGCUGUGGCAAUGGUCACUUCAAUCACUAGCCUCUUUCCAGUCUGGCCAUUCCCACCACCACUAUCCCUAGCCCUAUUCUUCACCUCUUCUCUGACUUAUCUCUCCGUCUCGAUUCUUCCAGAACACCCUUCUUUUUUAUAAUGCAAAUCAACUGAAAAAUGAGAUUCAGGGUAUGGAAUUUUGUGACCAAUUUAUCUAACAUAAUUUAAGGGAUUCUUGAAUUCAACCAUUAAUACUGAUAAGCACACCUGCCUAAGGCAUAGUUUUUUUGUUGUUGUAGAAAAACAAUAUAUGUUUGUGGGGUGUGUGUGUGUGUGUGUUUUAAAUGGGCAUACAAAUUGCAUCUCCCUAGGAGAUAACAUUUUAAACGUUUUAUAUACGUUUUGGUGUGGGGUUUUGUUUUUUUUACUAUGGAUUUACAUUUCCCUCUUCCACUUGUUCUUUUUCUAUAUCACUCUUAUAUGCUCUAAUAUCUUUCAUAACCUCUUGUGUAGUAGUUCUAAGCAGAGAGCGCCCAAGUGUUGGAUUCUGGUAAUGAAGCCUCACUCUGUCCCUGGUGACUAUGGGAAUUAGGAAAUAUUGGAGGUAUUGGCAUGUUGCAUAAAGGGCUUCCUAGAAUUGUCAUCCAUCCUUGAUUGCCUGCAUUUUUAUGUUGCGGCUGGGUUUUCCUUUGACAGUUGAGUGCCAUCUGUGUUGUAGU
This is a messenger RNA of Pipistrellus kuhlii (Kuhl's pipistrelle), 2423 nucleotides long. It is a transcript of the gene DERL2, whose product is annotated as derlin 2. Gene Ontology annotation, cellular component: Hrd1p ubiquitin ligase ERAD-L complex; endoplasmic reticulum membrane. The record is from RefSeq and is a predicted model, not a curated record. The transcript has 7 exons. The coding region runs from base 66 to 713 and encodes 215 amino acids. NCBI's taxonomy places the organism in Eukaryota, Metazoa, Chordata, Mammalia, Chiroptera, Vespertilionidae. Gene Ontology annotation, molecular function: misfolded protein binding; ubiquitin-specific protease binding. Gene Ontology annotation, biological process: endoplasmic reticulum unfolded protein response.